Molecule: messenger RNA, 1188 nt
Organism: Impatiens glandulifera
Lineage: Eukaryota; Viridiplantae; Streptophyta; Magnoliopsida; Ericales; Balsaminaceae
Product: 3-dehydrosphinganine reductase TSC10A-like
Exons: 3
Coding region: 17-1000 (327 amino acids)
Biological process (GO): sphingolipid biosynthetic process
Cellular component (GO): endoplasmic reticulum membrane
Molecular function (GO): 3-dehydrosphinganine reductase activity
Source: RefSeq, a predicted model, not a curated record
UAUAGCAGAAUUCAUCAUGGAAGACGCAUUAAUGUUGGUGUCAUUUUCUCUUAUCCUCCUUCUCCCCCUUUCCCUCAUCUUCUUCCUAUCUCUAAUCGUCCGUCCCCACCCAAUGAAGGUCCCAAUCAAGGGUCGCCAUGUAUUCAUCACAGGAGGAUCUAGCGGCAUUGGCCUCGAGCUGGCCAAACGAGCCGCCAUAGAAGGGGCGCGAGUCUCCAUUCUAGCUCGCAACCAAAAAAAGCUAGAAGACGCCAAGGAUUCAAUCCGUCUAGCCACUGGUAUCGACGUCUCCAUCUUCAGUGCCGACGUUCGCGAUAUGGAGUCUGUGAGGAAAGCCAUAGACGAGGCUGGACCUAUCGACGUGCUCAUUUGCAACCAAGGUUUUUUUGUGGCGCGAGAAUUGGUGAAUCAGGAUUUAGAAGAGGUUAAGUUCAUUAUUGAUGUUAAUUUGAUCGGUACAUUUCAUCUUAUCAAGGCAGCUUUGCCUGGAAUGAAAGCUCGAAGGGACAAAAGACCAGUCUCAAUUGCAAUUAUGUCCUCACAAGCUGGUCAGGUAGGCAUAUAUGGUUACAGCGCGUAUUCCGCCAGUAAAUUCGGUCUAAGAGGCAUGGCGGAAGUAUUGCAACAAGAACUUAUUGCUUAUAACAUUCAUAUAACGCUAAUAUAUCCUCCGGACACUAAUACACCUGGUUUGGUAGAACAGAAUAAGACGAGGCCAGCUCUGACUAGUAUAAUUGCGGCUUCAUCUGGUGCAAUGGAAUCCGCUAAAGUUGCUAAGAUAUCGAUGGAUGGUAUAAAAUCUGCAAAAUUCAACGUUUUUUGCAACUUUGAGGGAUGGAUGUUGGGUGUAGUUUGUGCUGGAUUGUCUCCUCAACGAUCCUACAUAAUGGCAUUUUUUGAGGUGGUUUUUGCAAGCAUAUUGCGUCUGGUUGGACUGUGCUUUCAGUGGAACUGGUACCAAACCAUAUUAAAGUGGCAUGCCAAAAAUAUUAAUAAUUAGUGAAGAAAAAGUAACUUAUAAUAUGAUUGUGAAGAAAUGGGUAUUAACAAGUGCAAUAAAAAAAAUGUUUUCUUUGAUAUCGUAUGUGUAACUGAAUGUAUUCAAAAUUAAUUAUGGAGUUUGUAAUAUCAUUUCUAAUGGCAUUUUAAUCAAAUAUGUCCUAAAACCCAUUUUCAUAUGGGCUUAAU